Molecule: messenger RNA, 495 nt
Organism: Epinephelus lanceolatus (giant grouper)
Lineage: Eukaryota; Metazoa; Chordata; Actinopteri; Perciformes; Serranidae
Source: RefSeq, a predicted model, not a curated record
AUGGCUGGUUUGCUGGAUAGCAUCAAGGUUCCAAGAAUCCUAAACGGAACCGGCUCAAGAACCAGAGCUGAUCUGGAAACACACCUUAUACAGUGGGAACGUCCGGCUGUUGAAGUGGUUCAUCUUGUCCCUCCGUUUUAUGGCUCUCCACAUCUUCAUCCUCCUCAUCCUCUCCCCAAGCUAGUUGAAGGCUGGGUCUCACCAGACGAAGUGGGUGUGUUCCAGAGGAGAGACAAACCCCUCCUCCUGACCAAUCACAUCAUGCAGAGGCCAGUAAGACCUGCCCCCAGGACACGACUGCUGCUGUCUCCCUCUCGAAUCUCAGGUUCUGUUAGAAGAGAACACACAACAAAGACAAGAGACGCUGAGAGUGAUGACACCUCCUCCUCCUCCUGCUCCUCCUCCUCUUCCUCCUUAUCGCCCCUGCAACUGCUCUCUGUGUCUCCUCUCCACCUGCCUCUCCUCACUGCUCCUCCUCCAUCAGGGAUUGUUUGA